This is a messenger RNA of Eptesicus fuscus (big brown bat), 2622 nucleotides long. RefSeq names its product CREB3 regulatory factor (gene CREBRF). The record is from RefSeq and is a predicted model, not a curated record. Gene Ontology annotation, cellular component: nucleus. The transcript is spliced from 10 exons. The coding region runs from base 261 to 2207 and encodes 648 amino acids. Lineage: Eukaryota; Metazoa; Chordata; Mammalia; Chiroptera; Vespertilionidae. Gene Ontology annotation, molecular function: DNA-binding transcription factor activity, RNA polymerase II-specific; RNA polymerase II transcription regulatory region sequence-specific DNA binding. Gene Ontology annotation, biological process: response to unfolded protein; regulation of transcription by RNA polymerase II.
CAAACCCGAGGCAGCAUGGAGAGGGGCCGCGGCCCCUGCAGCGGAACCGGACCCAGUCCCUGAGCCGCCCCACACCCACAGAUUCGCGCAGAAAAGAAAAGCAGGGAUCUCAGCAGUUGAACUGAAGGCACUCCAGGGAAACCUGCCGUUUAUUGUGAAAAUCAUCUUUGAUCCUGAAAUUAAAAGUAAAGCUGGAAAGGAAUUUACAAACAAGAAAAAAAAGAAGUUUGGGAUCGGACUUACAGGAUCUGGGCUUGGAAAUGCCUCAGCCUAGUGUAAGCGGAAUGGAUCCGCCUUUCGGGGAUGCCUUUCGAAGCCACACUUUUUCGGAACAGACUCUAAUGAGCACAGAUCUCUUAGCAAACAGUUCAGAUCCAGAUUUCAUGUAUGAACUGGAUAGAGAGAUGAACUACCAGCAGAAUCCUAGAGACAGCUUCCUUUCUUUGGAGGACUGCAAAGACAUUGAAAAUCUGGAGUCUUUCACAGAUGUCCUGGAUAAUGAGGGCACUUUAACUUCAAACUGGGAACAGUGGGACACAUACUGUGAAGACUUAACGAAGUACACCAAGCUAACCAGCUGUGACAUCUGGGGAACAAAAGAAGUGGAUUACUUGGGUCUUGAUGAUUUUUCCAGCCCUUACCAAGAUGAAGAGGUCAUAAGUAAAACUCCAACUUUGGCCCAGCUUAAUAGUGAAGACUCUCAGUCUGUUUCUGAUUCCCUGUAUUACCCAGAUUCACUUUUCAGUGUCAAACAAAAUCCUUUGCCCUCUUCAUUCCCUGGUAAAAAGAUUGCAAGCAGAGCAGCUGCCCCUGUGUGUUCUUCUAAGAUUCUUCAAGCUGAGGUCCCUUUGUCAGACUGUGUCCAAAAAGCCAGUAAACCCACUUCAAGCACACAAAUCAUGGUGAAGACCAACAUGCAUCAUACCGAGAAGGUGAACUUUCAUGUUGAAUGUAAAGACUAUGUUAAAAAGGCAAAAGUAAAGAUCAACCCAGUGCAGCAGAGCCGGCCAUCGCUGAGCCAGGCUCACGCAGACGCAGCAAAGGAGAACACCUGCUACUGUGGGGUGGUAGCAAAGAGGCCAGAAAAGAAAGGGACGGAGCCUCUUCAGGGUCAUGCCACUCCAGCUUUGCCUUUUAAAGAAACCCAGGAACUACUACUCAGUCCCCUGCCCCAGGAGGGUCCUGGGGCAAUUGCUGCAGGAGAGAGUAGCAUCCUUUCUGCCAGCACAUCGGUCUCAGAUUCAUCCCAGAAAAAAGAAGAGCACAAUUACUCCCUUUUUGUCUCCGACAACUUGGGUGAACAGCCAACCAAACGCAGCCCCGAAGAAGAGGAGGACGAUGAGGAGGAUGUCGAUGAUGAGGACCACGAUGAAGGGUUUGGCAGUGAGCACGAACUUUCUGAAAAUGAGGAGGAGGAGGAGGAGGAGGAAGAAGAUUAUGAAGAUGACAAGGAUGAUGAUAUUAGUGACACUUUCUCUGAACCAGGCUAUGAAAAUGAUUCCGUGGAAGACUUGAAGGAGAUGACUUCGGUAUCCUCUCGGAAGAGAGGUAAAAGAAGGUACUUCUGGGAGUACAGUGAACAGCUCACACCAUCACAGCAAGAGAGGAUGCUAAGGCCAUCCGAAUGGAACCGAGACACCUUGCCAAGUAAUGUGUAUCAGAAAAAUGGCUUACAUCAUGGAAAAUACGCAGUAAAGAAGUCACGGAGAACUGACGUAGAAGACCUGACUCCCAACCCUAAAAAGCUGCUGCAGAUAGGCAAUGAGCUGCGGAAACUGAACAAAGUGAUCAGUGACCUGACCCCAGUCAGUGAGCUCCCCUUAACUGCCCGGCCACGGUCAAGGAAGGAGAAGAACAAGCUGGCCUCCAGGGCUUGUCGGUUAAAGAAAAAAGCUCAGUAUGAAGCUAAUAAAGUGAAAUUAUGGGGCCUCAACACAGAAUAUGAUAAUUUAUUGUUUGUAAUCAACUCCAUCAAGCAAGAGAUUGUAAACCGAGUUCAGAAUCCAAGAGAGGAGAAAGGACCCAACAUGGGGCAGAAGCUUGAAAUCCUCAUUAAAGAUACUCUUGUAGCAAGGAGCAGAGCACUCAUCAGGGACCCCUGUCAGCUGAGGGCCAGCGCACUCCCGCCAAUGCCCUCUCCUUUCUGUGUCGUUUGUCCUGUAACUUGGCGUUGGUGGUUAAGUGAUGCUAGGGCUGACCGCGCAUAAGAAGUCACACAGGAGUGGAAGGGCAAGAAUUCAAAGCAUUUGUUCCUGUAAUGUGGCCACCUCUCUUGCAUAGCCACAUAGGAUCCUGUUUGUAAUGCUAUCAUAUUCUGUUGUUUUGUUCCCCUGUCCCCUCCCCCCUCCCCCACAACUGGAGCUAUGAAACUUUAUUGGAUUCAGUCUUGUCUUUUGUCUAGAAAGAAUUUUAUCUUGUUGACGCAUGAGCUGUUUAAAAUUUAUUCUAUUAAAUGUUGGUUAAUAGUUGUGCAGUUUUUCUUUUCAGAAGAAAAGGCAAUUCCAAUGUUGCCUUUGUUCUCUGUCACCUUCCAACCCCUCGGCACUUCUAGUCAGAUACAGACUCAUCUGUGUAUGCAACAUCCUUUGUAAUUUAAAAUAAAAAAAAAAUAAGAUGAAAAGG